AACGCGACGACCAUGGCCGCGUCCUCCGCCGCAGCCUCCUCGAAGUCCGACCGCGCGGCCCUCCUCAAGGCCUUCGACGAGUCCCGCACCGGCGUCCGCGGCCUCGUCGAGUCCGGCGUCUCCACCGUCCCCGACCUCUUCGUCCACCCCGACCCCUACGCCUCCGUCCCGCUUGCUCCCCCGGGCAUCUCCAUCCCCGUCGUUGACCUUUCCCUCCCCGCGCACCUCGUAGCCGCCGCCACCGCGGCGGCCGCCCGCGACUGGGGCUUCUUCCACCUCGUCAACCACGAGGCCCUCGUCCCCUCCGGCCACCCCGCGAGGGCCCUCGCCGCGGUGUGCGCCUUCAACGAGCUCCCCGCCCUCGAGCGCGCCGCGCACUACGGCCGGGCCUUGUCCGGCGGGGUCAGCUACUCCUCGAACGUCGACCUGUUCCAGUCCCCCGCGGCGAGCUGGCGCGACACCGUCCAGGUGAUGUUCGGGCCUACGCCGCCCAACACCGAACGCAUACCGUCGGUGUGCCGCUCUGAAGUCAUCGAGUGGGAAGUACAUGCCGCCGCGGUGGCCCGUGCCGUGAUGGCGCUGCUCUCCGAGGGGCUUGGGCUCGGGGGUGCGGCGCUGGAGGAGACCUCGUGCCUGGAGGGGAAGCUCAUGGUCUGCCAUUACUACCCGGUGUGCCCCGAGCCUGAGCGCACCAUGGGCUUAGUCCCGCACACCGACCCCGGCGUGCUCACCGUCCUUGCGCAGGACGGCGUUGGUGGUUUGCAGGUGAAGCACACCAAUGGGGACGGGGAGAGCUUCUGGGUGGACGUGAAGCCUGCACCGGGCGCGCUUGUGAUCAAUGUCGGGGACCUCUUGCAGAUAAUGUCAAAUGAUAAGUACAAGAGCGUCGAACACAGGGUGGUGAUGAAUUCACGUGAGGAAGCUAGAGUUUCAAUUGCUGUCUUCUUCAAUCCUGGAAAGCGAGGGGAAUCAGUUUUGUAUGGGCCGUUGCCAGGGCUGGUUUCUACAGAAAACCCACCAAAGUACAGGCGUUUCACGAUGUUUGAGUUUUUGGGGGCCUUCUUCAAACGUGACCUUGCCAGCAAAGCUCUACUUGAGCACUUCAAACUGUAAGAUGAAUCAAACGUCCCCCCCGCAAAAAAAAAAAAAGAGAAUCAAACGUCACCAAACAAUGUUUAAGCUUGUGUACGUGUAAGUAUGACAGUAUGUAGCCAUCUCAGGGCCAGUGUUGUUCUGUGAGAAUGCGCUACAGUUAUUCUACCUUUACACAGUGCACGCUUCUGUCUGUUU
Triticum dicoccoides is the source of this 1290-nucleotide messenger RNA. Its product is annotated as 1-aminocyclopropane-1-carboxylate oxidase homolog 4-like. NCBI's taxonomy places the organism in Eukaryota, Viridiplantae, Streptophyta, Magnoliopsida, Poales, Poaceae. The transcript has 2 exons. The record is from RefSeq and is a predicted model, not a curated record. Bases 13 to 1113 code for a protein of 366 amino acids.